CUGUGUUGCCCAGUGUGCGCGUGCGUUCAACCGUGACGAUAUUUUAAGGUGAAGCUUAUACACGGCGUUCUUUUUUUCCUAUUGCUUCUUGUUCGUCGUUGUCUUCCCUUAACCUCAAGGAACGGCAUCAUCUCUAGUCACUCUCGUCUCAACAAUGGUCUCGAUUUCACUACUGCAGUCAUGAAGGAUCAACGAUACGACGACAUGAUGCCGCGCUGCAUAGUGGGCUUCUUGAACUUGACAGCGAUGGAAAAAGAGAUGCGAAGCGACAAUGACACUACUCUUGUUGGUAUGGAUACGCCGUAUUGCGAUCCAGACGGAAGUUAUGCUCCGAAACAGUGCAAGGAUGACAGGUGUUACUGCGUUCGACCGGAUGGGAGACCCUACGACAAUCAAGACACCGUUCCCCGGUAUUCAGUGGAAGAGCAAGAGAUGACUUGCAAUUGCUUGCGUGAAAAGGAGUUGUUGAGCAGCGCGGAAGUUCCGAUGACCAUGCUGAUAAGGACGUUCCUGCGACAUCGAUGCGCUCGCAACGGGAACUACCUUCCACUUCAAUGCACCACGUUCUCGUCUUGUCGAUGCGUCGACAAGGACGGCUUCCAAAACUCUCCGGACGUCAUGGUAUCCGAGCGACACAGUUUGCCCUGCUACAAGAGAGAGUACGACCGGUACUUUCGCGAGGAAAUCGAAGAAUUCGAGUGAUGGUGUUUCACGUUGUCGAUUAAUAAAGGUCUAUCAAAGUGUA
Molecule: messenger RNA, 745 nt
Organism: Ornithodoros turicata
Lineage: Eukaryota; Metazoa; Arthropoda; Arachnida; Ixodida; Argasidae
Product: thyroglobulin-like
Exons: 3
Coding region: 181-702 (173 amino acids)
Source: RefSeq, a predicted model, not a curated record